Lactuca sativa (garden lettuce) is the source of this 771-nucleotide messenger RNA. RefSeq lists its product as uncharacterized. The record is from RefSeq and is a predicted model, not a curated record. Gene Ontology annotation, cellular component: endoplasmic reticulum. NCBI's taxonomy places the organism in Eukaryota, Viridiplantae, Streptophyta, Magnoliopsida, Asterales, Asteraceae.
CACUUUCAAAGAUCCCUCUUUUACAUCACAUCAGAACUCACAAUCAGUCAACAAAAUCUCUCAAAAGAGACAAUGGGUGCAUUUCUGAAGCUAAUCGACGUAAUCCUGUUCAUCGUCUUCCUCGUAAUCGCAAUCGGAGCUCCACUUCUCGAUGCUCAAACCUGUCUUCCUUCUACUCUCUUCCCCGACAUCCUGAUAAAUCUCAAUACAUGGUACACCCACCAAUUUGGAGAUUACUUGGUCUCUGAAAAACCCCAUUUCUUCGUUGGCCUUAUUUGGCUCGAGCUUCUCUUCGCGUGGCCCCUAGCACUUGCUUGUCUCUAUGGGAUCGUUGCUGGGAAAUCUUGGUUGCGCAUCACCUGUCUGUUGUAUGGCGUCUCCACUUUGACUUCUAUGGUUGCAAUAUUAUCAGAACUUGUUGGGUCAGGGAAAGCAUCAGAAAAGCUAUUGAAAUUGUACUUCCCCUUCAUGGGUUUUGCUGUUUUAGCCAUCUUGCGAGGUUUUCUACCACAUUCUCCAAAGACAAAUGCAAUAAGCACAAAAUCCGCAUCGGCCAGAAAAAAGAGAGCUUGAAUGGUUUAGUAAAAUGUUUGUGGCUUUUGUAUCACUUAAUUCGUUAAGAACCAUUGCCUUUUAGUAACUUAGUUUGAGUUAAUCUUUAAAGCCGGUGCUUAUGAUGUUGUUGUAACAAGGGAUUAAAGUUAUUAUUUUCACAUUGUUUUUGAUGAAUUGUUGAGCUCUAUUUGGAUGACAUUACUAUAAUUGGUAUAA